UGGGGUGCCUUGGCCCCUGGGGCAGGUUCGGUUGAGUCGCGAAGGGUCUGUCGCUGUCGGGAGGCAGGAAAAUGGCGCUGACGCAGGGGACCAAGCGGAAAGUCUGUUAUUACUAUGAUGGGGACGUUGGAAACUACUAUUAUGGCCAGGGCCAUCCAAUGAAGCCCCACAGGAUCCGAAUGACCCAUAACCUCCUGCUGAACUAUGGCCUUUACAGAAAAAUGGAGAUCUAUCGUCCCCACAAAGCGAAUGCUGAAGAAAUGACCAAGUACCAUAGUGAUGACUACAUUAAAUUUCUGAGAUCUAUACGCCCAGAUAAUAUGUCUGAGUACAGCAAGCAGAUGCAAAGAUUCAACGUUGGGGAAGAUUGCCCCGUGUUUGAUGGAUUGUUUGAGUUUUGUCAGCUGUCUGCAGGAGGAUCUGUCGCCAGUGCUGUGAAGCUGAACAAACAGCAAACAGAUAUUGCUGUGAAUUGGGCAGGAGGCCUUCACCAUGCUAAGAAGUCAGAGGCUUCUGGUUUCUGUUAUGUCAAUGAUAUAGUCUUAGCCAUCUUGGAACUGCUAAAGUACCACCAGAGAGUGCUGUAUAUUGACAUUGAUAUUCACCAUGGAGAUGGUGUGGAGGAGGCCUUUUAUACCACAGACCGUGUCAUGACAGUAUCCUUCCAUAAAUAUGGAGAAUACUUCCCAGGAACAGGGGACCUGCGGGAUAUUGGUGCAGGCAAAGGCAAAUAUUAUGCUGUCAACUAUCCCCUCCGGGACGGGAUUGACGAUGAGUCCUAUGAGGCAAUAUUUAAGCCGGUGAUAUCUAAAGUGAUGGAGACGUUCCAGCCCAGCGCAGUUGCCCUGCAGUGUGGAUCAGAUUCUCUGUCAGGGGACAGGUUGGGCUGUUUUAAUCUGACCAUCAAAGGUCAUGCCAAGUGUGUGGAGUUCGUAAAGAGUUUUAAUUUGCCCAUGCUGAUGUUAGGAGGAGGUGGCUACACGAUCCGCAAUGUGGCUAGAUGCUGGACCUACGAGACGGCUGUAGCUUUGGACACUGAAAUUCCAAAUGAGCUUCCGUAUAAUGACUAUUUCGAAUACUUUGGACCAGACUUUAAACUCCACAUCAGUCCUUCAAAUAUGACCAAUCAGAACACCAAUGAGUAUCUUGAGAAGAUUAAGCAGCGUCUCUUUGAGAAUUUACGUAUGCUUCCUCAUGCCCCUGGCGUCCAGAUGCAGCCAAUUCCUGAGGAUGCUGUUCAGGAAGAUAGUGGAGAUGAAGAUGAAGAAGAUCCUGACAAACGCAUUUCAAUCCGCAAUUCUGAUAAGAGAAUAGCCUGUGAUGAAGAAUUCUCAGAUUCUGAAGAUGAAGGAGAAGGUGGUCGCAAAAAUGUUGCCAACUAUAAGAAAGCCAAGCGUGCAAAAACAGAAGAGGAUAAAGAGGAGGAGGAGAAAAAAGAUGAGAAAGAAGAGGAGAAAACAAAAGAGGAGAAAGCAGAACCUAAAGGGGUAAAGGAAGAGACUAAAUCAGCCUAAGAUGACUGCAGCUGGACAAUACCUGUCAGUACAUAGUUAUCAUAGGUUAGCUUUUCUGGUUGCCUCCCAUUCCAUAGGAUUUAUAUUUUAUAUAUGUUUCUGUAUAUAUUUCUAUAUAAAUAUAUAAAUGACUUAAGAACUGUAAAUUAUUCCUUGCUGCACUCCGCUGAGAGCAGACAGGGAGGAUUCUGCGGAGUAGACAGACCUGCACUGCCCAAAACUGGCAACUGGGAAGUUUUGCUCUUGCCUUCCACUGCCUCCUUGGUGUGUGUUUUGAAAAAUCACUUUCCUUCCCUUACAGUUUCUUUUGAGAGAAGUCUUCUGGAGAAUAAUAAUUUAAGUAGAAGUAGUAUCUGAAUUUCAGGUUGGGUGGAAAUAUGGCCAUGAAACUUUGUGGGAGAUUUUGAAUUCCCAAACUACACCUGUGAGAGAGUGCUCUGUAGAGCCCAUCUGACUUUUGCCAUGGCAAGUAACUGCAAGCUGGUGCCACUUCUCAGGGUCAAAUAGUGCAGUUCUUGAAAAGAGUUGGCUACCUACCUGCAGCAAAUUUUGUUGAAGGAGUUGAAGCAGCUUAAAAGUAAAUCUGUAAAGCUCUCUGGUGCAUCAGCUCAAGAGCCUUACUGGUACAGAUCUGGAGAGUCCAGAACGAAAAUCACCUUAGCAUGUUAAGAUUUUUUUUUUUUUCCAAGUGGAUACUUCCAAGUCAAGUUAGUGUGGCAGCAUUAUGCAUCUUAAAUGAGAGGAGGGCUCUAAAGAACACUUUAAUUUCUUUUACCUAAAUCCUUAUAUGUGGAGGAAAUGUUACUGUCCCUUGCUCUCCUGCUUACGUCUCUCUGCUCUUUUUCCCAUUCAGCUACACAUGCACAUAUAAGAUGCAUUCUGAGUGGUGAAUGUUGGCUGAAACCACUAUAGAAAUUCCCAUGUCAUCCAAACCAAAUUUGAACAGAGCCUGCCUGAAGCCUCUCCUCAGUGUUGCCACUCACUGAAAUUUCUCACCUGCUGUGAAGCACAAAUGAUUUUUUUAAAUUGGACCUUUCUCCUUGCUGUCUUGGCCAAUAACUUUGGAGAACCCUUUGAAUCUGCAGUCUGGAGCUACUGUUUUUGUAAUAGAACAGCAGAUAGGGCUUUGUAUCUCUUUUCACUUUUCUACCCCCUCCCCCCCAGGGUUUCUUGAGCACAGCACUGGUCUUUACCUCAUAUCUCACUAAUUACAACUGAUCAUUGGAUGAGCUUUCUGUGAAAUGCUUCACUGAGCUCCAGUCGUGCAGAAGUUUUGCAGACAGUUUUGACUCCUUUUCUCAGGGGGAUACCUCUGUCCACAAGAGGAUCUGUACCUCCCACAGAGCGCUGCUGAUAGUUUCAACUCUUAAUGAUGCUGCUAACUUAACACAGGUUAUUUUUUAAAUGUUUUAUUUUUUUAAGUACUUUUUUUUUUUCCCCCCUUUCCACCGUGAGUUUUUAGUCUCUUGAAUCGGAGUGAUGUGCAGCUUCUCCUGCUCUUCAGUGUUUGUAUGCAAAGUGAGAGAGAUCAGUGUAUCUGUGUGUCUGGGAGAAAAAUAUGUUGUGGUUUUUUUAAAGAUGCUUUUAUUUUGAAUUUUGAAAAUCUUUGUAAUAAAACUGGUACAUUUCUA
Alligator mississippiensis (American alligator) is the source of this 3145-nucleotide messenger RNA. RefSeq names its product histone deacetylase 1 (gene HDAC1). The transcript has 14 exons. The record is from RefSeq and is a predicted model, not a curated record. NCBI's taxonomy places the organism in Eukaryota, Metazoa, Chordata, Crocodylia, Alligatoridae. The coding region runs from base 72 to 1514 and encodes 480 amino acids. Gene Ontology annotation, molecular function: histone deacetylase activity.